Messenger RNA from Lecanosticta acicola, 2287 nucleotides. NCBI's taxonomy places the organism in Eukaryota, Fungi, Ascomycota, Dothideomycetes, Mycosphaerellales, Mycosphaerellaceae. The record is from the annotation of a GenBank genome assembly.
AUGGCUUCACAACACAUCUCGACUGGCCUCGAGAAGACUCAGCAGACUCUCGACGGCACAGUAGAAGGUGCCAAGGUGGCUGACCUGAAGAGAGAAACGAAAGACUACCAUGACCCCAAGAACAGACUCACGACCGACUAUGGCGUCAAGCAAAACACCACAGGUAUGCAUUCGCCAACCUAUUCCUCCAACACAGUACGAGACUGACAUCCGGCUAGACGAUUGGCUCAAGGUUUCCACCGAAGACAAGACUGGCCCAUCGCUCCUCGAGGACCAUGCUGCGCGUGAAAAGAUCAACCGAUUCGACCACGAACGCAUCCCCGAACGUGUUGUCCACGCACGAGGCUCAGCUGCCUUCGGUACCUUCAAACUGCACAAGAGCCUGGAGAAGUAUACCAACGCUGGUGUUCUGACCGACACGUCCCGGACUACUCCAGUCUUCCUCCGCUUCUCCACCGUCAUGGGAAGCCGUGGCUCUGCCGACACGGUACGUGAUGUUCGCGGCUUCGCGAUCAAGCACUACACUCCGGAAGGCAAUUGGGACGUUGUUGGAAAUAACAUCCCGCCCUUCUUCAUUCAAGAUGCGAUCAAGUUCCCAGAUGUCAUCCAUUCUGGUAAGCCUGAACCGCAUAACGAGGUCCCCCAGGCGCAGACCGCACACAACAACUGGUGGGACUUCCAGUUCAUGCACACCGAAGCUACCCACAUGUUCAUGUGGACUAUGAGUGAUCGCUCCAUCCCUCGGUCCUACCGAAUGAUGCAGGGGUUCGGUGUCAACACCUACACCCUUUUCAACGACAAGGGCGAGCGCUUCUUCGUCAAGUUCAUCUGGACGCCCCAUCUCGGUGUGCACAGUUUCGUGUGGGACGAGGCACUGAAGCUGGCUGGUCAGGAUCCUGACUUCCAUCGAAAGGACCUCUGGGAGGCCAUCGAGAACAAGGCAUACCCACGCUGGGACUUCGGUGUCCAAGUCAUCCCGGAGAGCGACGAGCACAACUUCGAGUUCGACAUUCUGGACGCCACAAAAGUGUGGCCGGAAGAUUUAGUGCCAAUCGAGUAUGUCGGUACUUUGGAAUUGAACCGCAACCCCGACGAGUUCUUCCCACAGACCGAGCAGGUCGCAUUCUGCACUGGUCAUGUUGUCCCUGGUAUUGGCUUCUCGGACGACCCACUGCUCCAAGGCCGUAACUUCUCCUACCAGGACACUCAAAUCUCUCGCCUCGGUGUCAAUUUCCAAGAGCUGCCAAUCAACCGCCCCGUCUGCCCGGUCAUGAACAACAACAGGGAUGGUGCCAUGCGUCACACCAUUACAAAGGGAACCGUCAACUAUUGGCCGAACCGAUUUGAGGCUACAAAACCAGCUGACAAGAGCGAGCAUCCGUAUUUGGACUACCCGGAGAAAGUGACGGGCAUGAAGAAGAGGCUGAGAUCUAAGAAAUUCGCUGAACACUUCAACCAAGCUCAGCUUUUCUACAACUCGCUGUCUCAGGCCGAAAAGUCGCACGUCCAAUCUGCUUUGGCAUUCGAGCUUGACCACUGCGAGGACCCUGUGGUAUACGAGCGCAUGUGCCAGCGCCUUGCCGACAUCGACCUCAGCCUGGCUCAGAACGUUGCCGAAUUGGUUGGAGGAACGAUUCCCCAAAAGGCCGGCCGCGCGAACCAUGGCAAGAAGGCCCCGGGUCUGUCCCAGACUGAAUACCCAGGCAAAACUCCAACUAUUGAGACUCGCCGUAUCGCCGUCAUCAUCGCCGACGGUUAUGACGCCGCAGCGUACAACGGCAUCGUGGCCGCCGCAAAGGCUUGUCAAGCGCUGCCAUUCACCAUCGCGCCGCGCAGAACCCCCAUCUACGCCGCCGGCGAAAGCAAAGAGACCGGCGGGGGUGUCAAGCCAGAUCACCACCUCGAGGGCAUGCGAAGCACCAUGUUCGAUUCCGUCUUCGUCCCGGGAGGUGCCCAAUCCAUCGCCACUCUGAAGCAGAACGGUCGUGCUCUGCACUGGGUACGAGAGGCUUUCGCCCACCUCAAGGCCAUCGGUGCCGUCGGCGAAGCCGUUGAACUCGUGCGCAUGGCCUGUGAGCUCGAGGGUAUGGAAUUCUCGACCAGCGAGGCGGUCACGGACAGCUAUGGUGUUGUGACCGCCAGCAAGGUGAAGCCGAACAGCUUCAAAGAGACGGUCAAGAUGGCCAAGGGAGCGGUUGAUUUCGUCGACGCCUACUUCUACGAGAUCUCGCAGCACAAGAACUUUGAGCGCGAGUUGAAGGGAUUCCCUACGAUGGUAGCUUAUUAG